Molecule: messenger RNA, 4567 nt
Organism: Hemibagrus wyckioides
Lineage: Eukaryota; Metazoa; Chordata; Actinopteri; Siluriformes; Bagridae
Gene: snrka
Product: SNF related kinase a
Exons: 7
Coding region: 483-2870 (795 amino acids)
Biological process (GO): protein phosphorylation; intracellular signal transduction; microtubule cytoskeleton organization
Cellular component (GO): cytoplasm
Molecular function (GO): ATP binding; protein serine/threonine kinase activity; tau-protein kinase activity
Source: RefSeq, a predicted model, not a curated record
GAGCCGCUCGCGCAGACAGCUGCUUCCACACUAAAAGCAGGAACUGUAAUAUGUGUGUAUGUGUGUGUCUGUGAGUGAGUGUGUGAGUGAGUGAGUGUGUGUGUGAGUGAAUGCGAGUGUGAGAGAGCGCCGCUAGAGUCAAACCUCAAGCGCUAAGCUCCAUUCUCAAAGCUUUUGUCUAACGCCUUUAAAUGUGGAUCAAAUAACGCGAUCCACUUCUUUAUUUUCGGGCGCAGUCGAGGGUUUAUUUUUUUUAAUGUUCCCCGGAACGAGUGAGUCAGGACCUGGUAGCCCCGCCCUUUUUUCAACUAUAUUAGCAAAGCCGAAGUGUCCAACAUUCCACACUUUUAUCUGGAUCCUGGCAUGAUGGGUCUGCUGUUACCAGCCAGUGUGUUGAAGUGAUCUGUCCUCCCCUUCUUCUGUAAACUCCUCCCCCUGGGGUUAAACCCCUCCUCCCAUCCAGCUGGGGAGCAGCAGCAGUCAUGGCAGGUGUGAAGCGUGGCUAUGACGGCAAGAUUGCCGGACUGUAUGACCUGGACAAGACGUUGGGGCGCGGGCAUUUCGCUGUGGUAAAGCUGGCACGCCACGUCUUCACCGGCGAGAAAGUGGCAGUGAAGGUCAUCGACAAGACCAAGCUGGACACAGUUGCCACAGGACACCUAUUCCAGGAGGUGCGCUGCAUGAAGCUGGUGCAGCACCCUAACAUUGUGCGCCUCUACGAAGUCAUCGACACACAGACCAAGCUGUACCUGAUCCUAGAGCUGGGGGACGGAGGCGACAUGUUCGACUACAUCAUGAAGCAUGAGGAGGGGCUCAACGAGGAACUCGCUAAGAAAUACUUUGCCCAGAUUGUCCACGCAAUUUCUUACUGCCACCGGCUGCAUGUAGUGCAUCGCGAUUUGAAGCCUGAAAACGUGGUAUUUUUCGAGAAGCAGGGCCUUGUUAAGCUUACUGACUUCGGCUUUAGUAAUAAAUUUCAGCCCGGGAAGAAGCUGACCACCAGCUGUGGCUCUUUGGCGUACUCUGCUCCAGAGAUCCUGCUGGGGGACGAGUAUGAUGCACCUGCAGUAGAUAUCUGGAGUCUAGGAGUGAUACUCUUCAUGCUGGUUUGUGGACAGCCUCCUUUCCAGGAAGCCAACGACAGUGAAACCCUCACCAUGAUCAUGGACUGUAAAUACACCGUACCUACCCAUGUCUCCAAUGCCUGCAAAGAUCUGAUAAAUCGGAUGCUGCAGAGGGACCCCAAGCGCCGUGCCUCACUGGAGGAGAUCGAGAGCCAUGCGUGGCUGCAGGGAGUGGAUCCGUCUCCAGCCACUAAGUUCAGCACACCCCUGGUGUCCCACAAGAACCUUUCUGAGGAAGAACACAACUCCAUCAUCCAGCGCAUGGUGCUCGGAGACAUUGCAGAUCGAGAAGCUAUCAUUGAAGCCCUAGAAACUAACAAGUACAACCACAUCACGGCUACCUACUACCUGCUGGCAGAGCGGAUCCUACGGGAGAAGCAGGAGAAGGAGGUGCAGCCCCGAUCCUCCAGCCCCAGCAACAUCAAAGCCCAUUUCAGGCAGUCAUGGCCAACUAAAAACGACAUACACCAGGACAUCGAGGACAGCCUAGCAGCUCCCUCCAUCUCACAUGCAGGGGGGCCACAGUCUCCAGCCCGGAGCACUGAGAACCUGCUGAAUGGUCACCGUAACAAAGGGCUGCUGGAUCUGGGCCGCCGGGAAGAGAGUAGUGAGGCCUGUAGCACUGCCGUUUAUUCUGGCCAGAUGACUUCUCUCACCCAAAGCCCCCUCAAACCCAGCAGCACAUCAUCUGCCUCAGCCAAGCAGCGAACAUGUCUUUUCCGUGUCGAGGAGGAUGAGGAGGAAGAGGAAGAGCAAGAGCCUUCACCACUUCCCACACAGGUGAUCCUACGCCACAAACCACCAUCUGUUACUAACCGUCUAACAUCACGCAAGAGCGCACCAGUGCUCAACCAAAUAUUUGAAGAGGAAGGCGAGUCUGAUGACGAUGAUUUCAACAUGGACGAGAGUCUGCCACCCAAGCUAAGCCGCCUCAAGAUGAACAUGACAUCGCCUAGCACAACACAAAAGCGCUACUCCCGGCGCAAGAGCCAAGGCCGUGGCUCCAGCUGCUCCAGUUCGGAGACCAGUGAUGACGACUCGGAGAGCCACCGACGUCGGCUCGACAAAGAGUCAGGCUUCACAUACACCCGGCACCGUAGGGACAGCAGUGAGGGCCCACCGGGAAAUUCUGGUGGCAACGGAGGAGGUGGUAGCAGCGGCGGACAGAGCAAACCUCCAGGAGAGGGGAACUCGGGACCAGACAGGGGCAGCAGUAAUGGCGGAAGUGGUGGAAGUGGAAACACAGGAGAGGGAGGGGGUUCUAAAGGACAGGGAAGCCCCUCCAGCUGUUCCAGUGGCAAUAGCAACCCCACUUCAGGCUCCACACGCACUGCAGCCCGGAGCACAGAACUGAUGGAGAGCCUGAAGCUCAUGAGUCUCUGCUUAAGCUCCCAGUUGCAGCAUCGCCGAGCAGCAGGAGGAGGAGGAGGACGCUUCAUCAUGGAUCCACAGAGUCUCUCCAGUGUGAGAGUACAGGAAAAGUCCUCAUGGAAGAUGUGCAUCGGCUCGAACAGCAGCCUGGAAAAGACUCUAAAUGUGGGCAGCGGCUUAAUGGACCGUUACCCGGACCAAACAGCAGCCAUGCUGAAUGAACUGUCCCUGGCCAAGGAGAACAACCUGAACUUGAAAGCUAACGUGCUUCAGCUACCUCUGUGUGAGAAAACGAUCUCGGUAAACAUCCAGAGGAGCCCCAGGGACGGGCUGCUUUGUACGUCGGCCCAGGCCAGCUGCUGCCAGGUCAUAUGAUGGUGGAUCACACGAUCAGACCUCAUAGUCAAUUUGCUCCCAUCGCUGCAUUUGUAGCAUAAUAACGAUUUGAAAUCUCCCGUAGCUUUGUGUGAUCUUUCCCAACCUUCUGUCGUCUUAAUCAUUCUUACAACUUAUUUAUUUUUCUUAGACCUGUUGGGUUUAAUGAGGUGCACACUGCUAGCUUGUUUGUUUUCUGCCUUUUUGUGGGGUUGUCCUUUUUAGCCCCCCCCCCCCUUACUGUUUUACAUUUGCUUUCCAUCCCAUUUGUUUUUUUUUGUUUUUUUUUAAUAUCUCCUGAAGUGAUAAGCUCUUAAGAUGGUUUACAUGGUUUGGUUUUGGCCAGUCAAUCAAACAGAACUGUAGAUUUUUAUUUAAUGAUAAAAUUGAAUAUUUAAUAAAGACAAAUAAAUAUGACCAAACGUGUAACGGAGAAGCACCUGCCAGGUCGUAUGAGCACUUCCAAACUUUAGCCAUAAUAAGUGCAACAAUUACAGUCAGAGUUAAAGCCUAGUGGAUUUUUUCAGUGGAUUCGAACAGCUCAUUUGAGGGAAACUGGUAUUCUGCUUUAUGGCCAUUUCUGAUGUCUUAAAAUAACUGACCAAUUUAUAAUUCCACAGAAAAUCAAUGUAUAUUUCUAAUGGUUGUUUAAUAAACCACACAUAUUGAACUACCCUUAGCAGAUUAAAACAAAUCCUAGCAACAUUUAAAAUAUAACUUAAAAAAAUACUGUUUCACAUUUCCCUCAGACAGGAAAUUACUGUCAGCAAGUUAACUUUUUAUCCUAAGAAUUAAUAGAACAUCCAUGUACCAUAGCUUUUGAUUUAAUUAUAUCAACAGAAAUGUACUUUUCAGAUAAAUAAACCCUAGGUUUUCAACAUAGCCUCAAGGUUUGCAUAGAGUAAAGUAAUUGCUGAAAGCAAAUCAGUACGAUAUGCUGUCAAUUCUCUGUGUUAAAUCAGCAGCCAUUUUUAAUCCAGCAUGCCAAUAUUCAGAUAAUGAAGAGAGUCCUGGUAGAGCAGCAGCAGGAAUGAUUGCUGGAGCUUUGCUGCAUCCUUUAAUGAAAAUCCUUGAAACAUUUUCAACAUAUUGGUCAUGUUCUCUAGUCCAUGAUUAACAGGCUGGUUUAAUUCUGUUGAGAGAUUAAGAUGUUAAUGAUGAUGAUGAUGAUGAUAAUAAUAAUAAUAAUUAAUAAUAUAUUUACACUAGAAAAUGAAUUCCUAUAUACUGCUGAGCUCCAGAUCCCAGUCCAACUGUUCUGACCUCACUCACUCUGUUUGUAGUUCGUAAUCAAUUCAGUUACUGUAACUACCAGUCUCUAAAUAAGACUGGCCUCAGAUGCCUAUAGGGUAUGUAAAUAAGUUUUUAAAAGUUUUAUUUUUUUGAAAGGACUGCUGUUAUACACGCUGUGUUGAAUACAGGCAUCGGACGGGCUUUCUAGCUAAAGCCGUGCUGAUUUAUCACCUGGCUCUAAAUCCCGCGUACAGCUGAAACCAUGAUGAGAUACACGACCCCUCAUUCAGGCAAUAGAUAAUAAAGGAACCAGCUUUUCAAAGACCAUCUCUGCGCCGGUGUAAACAGCUGUACGGAGUCCAGGAUGAAGCAGAGAGAGCAGUGGAGUUGGAGAUAUUUUAAGGGCAUUGGCAAUAAGCUAUAAGUUGCAGCUAUCUGUAAAUAUACAUAUUUUUUUUUUGUUU